This is a messenger RNA of Benincasa hispida (wax gourd), 1692 nucleotides long. The record is from RefSeq and is a predicted model, not a curated record. NCBI's taxonomy places the organism in Eukaryota, Viridiplantae, Streptophyta, Magnoliopsida, Cucurbitales, Cucurbitaceae.
CAUGAUUAGAUAAGAGAUUGCAAGUUUUUUGUUUCCAUGCAAAGUUGGGACCUAAUUGCUUCAAAAUACUGACCAAUUAUAGAUAUAUGGAUAUAGUCUCAUUCAAUGCACCUUAUAGCAUAUAAAAGAAAAAUGAUCUACAGAGGAGCAAUGUAAUAUAAAUAUGAUGAGUUCUUUGAAGUUUCCUCUUGAGAGAGGGGCUUUAAUUAAUGACUAAUGUCAUAUACUUUCCUAGGAAAGAUCCAUGAAUAUAACAAAUACCAAAAGACAGUACCCCAUUGUAAAGGUUAUUGGCUUUUGUGGGAAUUUGUUUUGGGUCUUUGUUGGAUUUUUCUUUCCCAAAUCUGUACCCUCAAUAGCUGUAAGAUUUGACAAGGACCCACCAAUCCUUGACACGUGCUGCCUCCCAAAAAGAAAAGGAAAAAAAGAUGAAUAAGAAUUUAAUUUAAGCAAGUGCAGAGCGGCAAAAAGGCCAGACCCCCCCUUUUCCACUCUCUUUUUCUACCCUCUAAUCUUCUUAUCCCCUUCCUAAAGGUCUGGUAAUGUCCUUAAAACUGAAGUCUUGAAUUGGGUUUGGAUUGAGAAUCAGCAGCCCAAUUGGUCUGUCAGCAAAACUACUCCGAGUUGGGUUAUGGACAUCCAUCAGCAUCUAGAAGGCAAAGAAAGGCAAUUGGAGAAGCAACAAUUGCCAGCUAAUUCCUCUUCUCCUCCUUCAGCAUCUUCAUCCCCUUCUCAUGAAUUUUCCUUCUCAGUUUCUCUUCAAACUUCCUCCACAGACAAAGCCAAAACCUCACCUUCCUUCACCAUUGAUUUGUCUCCAGCAGAUGACAUCUUCUUCCAUGGCCAUUUGCUUCCUCUUCACCUCUUGUCUCAUCUUCCAGUCCCUCCCCGCUGCUCAACCAACUCCAUUGAAAGCUAUGCCCUUCCCAUUAGAGACCUAAUAAAUGACAAGGAGCCCAAGAAAGAGAGUAGCAGCUUCAUCAAUUGCAAGAGAGACGAACACUACCAAAACAACAGCAGUGAUACAAGAGAAAAACCCAAGUCGAAGUCUUUCUCCUUGCUCGGUUUAAGGUGGAGAAAGAGAUAUGAAGUUGAAGAGCAAGAUAAUAAAGUGGAACAUGACAAAAGGAAGUUUGGAUUCAAUUUGAGCAAUGUACUGAAGAGAUAUGCCAGGAUGGUGAGGCCAUUUUUACACUUGAGAGGGAGAAGAGAUGAUAUGCAACUCCAUAGACAGUCUUAUUCAUUUUCAGGUAAUUUAAGUUUGAGAAAGAAGCCAGAAUUGAAAGGAAGAGGCGAGUUCUUCUCAGCCCCAGUUUCCAUGAGAACAUCUCCAACAAAUAGUGGUGUUCUCCUUACAACUACAACUCUUCCUCCUUCCACUAAUGACAGCUCAAUGGAGGAGUUGCAGGCAGCAAUUCAAGCAGCAAUUGCUCAUUGCAAGAAUUCAAUACUGAAAGAGGAGAGACUCAAAUGUUAAGAGCAUAUACAACGGAUACAUAUUGUUCAUAAAUCAUAUUCUAUUUCUUCUAUAAAAAAUUAUUCAGCAUCUUUGCUUUUUCAGCAUUAAUGUGCGUAGUCUGUACGUGUAUAUAGAUAAAAAGAGAUAUCAAAUCAGUCCAGAAGGUCCGGUUUGAUAUAUAUAUAAUGUUUGUGCUCUGGCCCUUUCAAUGAUUUUUUUAUCAUGCAGCUCAA